Molecule: messenger RNA, 933 nt
Organism: Lucilia sericata (common green bottle fly)
Lineage: Eukaryota; Metazoa; Arthropoda; Insecta; Diptera; Calliphoridae
Product: protein zerknuellt 2
Exons: 2
Coding region: 1-933 (310 amino acids)
Biological process (GO): regulation of transcription by RNA polymerase II
Cellular component (GO): nucleus
Molecular function (GO): DNA-binding transcription factor activity, RNA polymerase II-specific; RNA polymerase II cis-regulatory region sequence-specific DNA binding
Source: RefSeq, a predicted model, not a curated record
AUGGAAUUCUUGAAUAACAUCAAUUUAGAAGAAUACUUGUCACAAACUUUGCAAUAUCAAAGUGGUCUUAAUAUGGACACUUAUCUUUAUAUCCCACUUGCAUCAAUGUCACCUUCACCCACUCAUAGUUACUCUACAACAACAUCGCCCGUUUCGCCGUCAUCAUCCAUCGAAUCGAAAGGAACUUCCAAGGCCAAACGCAUACGUACAGCAUUUACCAGCAAACAACUGAUCGAAUUGGAACGUGAAUUUCACAUUAAUAAAUAUUUAUGCCGCCCUCGUCGCAUUGAAAUUGCCGAACGUUUAGAUUUAACCGAACGUCAAGUAAAGAUUUGGUUCCAAAAUCGCCGCAUGAAGAGCAAGAAAGACGCCUCAAAAGCCCCAAAAGAUUAUACCAAACUGCGUGGCUGUUCAUCAUCUACCCAACAAAACAAUCAAAGCUCAGAUAACUUGCCUUUAUUCUUGGCGAACACUGAAAUUUCAGCUGUCAAGCAAGAACCUAUGGAGUCAUUAUCCAAUACCAGUUUCGACCAGCAAUAUAAAACAUCUCCAAUGACAUCACCCAACAGUCUAAAUGAGUCGACUUAUGUGAAAACUGAACCUCAAUAUCAAUCAGUAUUUAAUUCGCCACCACAAUCUAUGGAAUAUUUGGGCUCAUCUUCGGAAUCUCUGGCUCACAAUGAUUCCUUCUUCAACUCCACAUCAUCAUUGUUCGAUGAUUACCAACCACUUCCUUGCUUCAACGAUCAAAAAGAUAUUUUGGAUUUCCUAAUGGCGGAAAAUUUGCCAAAUAAUCAGUCAUCCGUUGAUGACAUUUGCAAUACAUUGUCCACCACAUCGUCAUCUUCAUCCUCAUUGUCAGCAUCUACGUGUUUAAGUUCUUUACAAUUUGACAUGGAUUUUGAUUUUGUACAAAAUCUCUUAAAUAUGUAA